Molecule: messenger RNA, 1629 nt
Organism: Colletotrichum truncatum
Lineage: Eukaryota; Fungi; Ascomycota; Sordariomycetes; Glomerellales; Glomerellaceae
Product: stress response protein
Source: RefSeq, a predicted model, not a curated record
AUGCGUUUUAUUUCUGUCGUUGCGGCAGCUCUGGCCGCUCAGGGCGCCGUUGCCAGUUCCUGGCUCUCCAAGGCUGCCUACAACAAGUGGCACCAGACUGAGCUUGAGCGCUGGCUCUCCGACCACGACGUCCCCUACCCCACUCCUGCCGACCGCAAGGACCUCGAGAAGCUGAUCGAGAAGAACUGGGAUAACUACGUUGUCACUCCCUACAAUUCGUGGGAUGCCGAAAGCUUGCAGAAGCAUCUCAAGGCCAAGGGUGUUGAGACCGAGGCUUCUGCUAAGGCUACCAAGGACUCCCUGAUCUCUCAGGUCCAGAACUCCUGGUACGAGACCGGCGACCAGGCCCAGAACGCUUACCUCAACGUCAAGGACUGGAUCCUGGAUACUUGGACUGAUAGCCAGCUGAAGGCUUUCUGUGACAAGCAUGACAUCCCUGUUCCUCAACCUCGCAAGCGUGACACUCUUCUCUCAAAGGCUCGCUCUAGCUAUGACAACAUCGCUCAGAAGGUUGGCGAGACUGCCUCCUACCCCGGCAACUGGCUGUACGAGAACUGGUCUGAGUCUGAUCUCAAGGAGUGGCUCGACACCCACGGAUUCCCUGCUCCCCAAGUCACUGACCGUGAUAAGUUGAUUGCUUCUGUCCGCCGCAACUCCCGUCUUGCCUACCUCAAGGCUCAGGAGCAGGCCGCCAGCGCUUCCACCAGCGCCCAGCAGGCCUAUGCUACUCUGACUGAUAUGGUUAUUGACGCCUGGAGCGAGUCUCAGCUCAAGGAGUUCGCUGACAAGAACGGCAUUCCUGUUCCCCAGGGCACCAAGGCCAACGAGCUCCGCGCUCUGAUCCGCAAGCACCGUGCUGACUUCCUCAACGACAACGUUGCUGGCAAGGCUUCUAGCGCUUUCGGUGCUGCUACUUCCAACGUCGCCCAGAACGCUGCUAAGGCUACCGAUCGUGCCUCUCUCGCCGCUCAGGAAGCUUUCAACGAAGCUGUCGGUACCUGGUCCGAGAGCCGUCUCAAGGCCUACCUUGACGCACGUGGUAUUCCUGUCCCCCAGGGCUCCAAGACUGAUGAGCUCCGUGCUCUUGUUCGCAAGAACCAGCACAAGGCUGCUUCUGGUUGGAAUGCCUGGACCUUUGAUGACUUCUCUACUGAGAAGCUCAAGAACUACCUCUCUUCCAGCGGUAACGCCGCUGCCAAGAAGGCUGCCGAGAAGAAGGACGCUUCCCGUGACGAGCUUCUGAGCGCUGCCCAGGGUGCUUACAGCUCUGCUUCCUCCGCUGGCGGUGCUAGCUAUGCCUCUGUUACUAGCUACCUCAGCCAGGCAACUGACUCUGCCAAGUCGAACCUUUUCGACACUUGGAGCGAGAGUGAGCUCAAGUCUUACCUGGACAGCUACGGCGUCAAGGUUCCUCAGACCUCCAACAUUGACGAGCUCCGCGCCGCCGCUCGCAAGCAGUACACCUACUUCAAGUACGGCACAUCGUCUCCUUCUGGAACUCUCCUCGCUAAGAUCGAGGAGGGUGUUAAGGACACCUGGAACUGGGUUGCCAGCCAGAUUGGCAUUGGCGCCGAUACCGCCCAGAAGAAGGCUGGCCAGACCAAGGAAAAGGUCAAGCAGGAGUUGUAA